Varanus komodoensis (Komodo dragon) is the source of this 1629-nucleotide messenger RNA. It is a transcript of the gene PLK1, whose product is annotated as polo like kinase 1. Gene Ontology annotation, biological process: protein phosphorylation; regulation of cytokinesis; mitotic cell cycle. The record is from RefSeq and is a predicted model, not a curated record. NCBI's taxonomy places the organism in Eukaryota, Metazoa, Chordata, Lepidosauria, Squamata, Varanidae. The transcript is spliced from 10 exons. Gene Ontology annotation, molecular function: protein serine/threonine kinase activity; ATP binding; protein binding. Bases 59 to 1591 code for a protein of 510 amino acids. Gene Ontology annotation, cellular component: cytoplasm; spindle pole; nucleus.
CUUCGCGGGCAAGAUCGUGCCCAAGGCGCUGCUGCUGAAGGCGCCGCAGAAGGAGAAGAUGUCCAUGGAGAUCGCCAUCCACCGCAGCCUGCAGCACCGCCACGUCGUGGGCUUCCACGGCUUCUUCGAGGACAGCAACUUCGUCUUCGUCGUCCUGGAGCUCUGCCGGCGGCGGUCGCUCCUGGAGCUGCACAAGCGGCGGAAAGCGCUGACGGAGCCCGAGGCACGCUACUUCCUGCGGCAGAUCAUCCUGGGCUGCCAAUACCUGCACAGCAACCGUGUCAUCCACCGGGACCUCAAGCUAGGCAACCUCUUCCUGAACGAUGACAUGGAGGUGAAGAUAGGUGACUUUGGCCUGGCCACGAAGGUGGAGUAUGACGGCGAGCGGAAGAAGACCUUGUGCGGGACGCCCAACUACAUUGCCCCGGAGGUGCUGGGCAAGAAGGGCCACAGCUUCGAGGUGGACGUUUGGUCCAUCGGCUGCAUCAUGUACACCCUCCUUGUUGGGAAGCCACCCUUUGAGACUUCCUGUCUAAAGGAAACCUACAUCCGAAUCAAGAACAACGAGUACACUAUCCCAACGCACAUCAACCCCAUUGCUGCUAACCUCAUCCAGAAGAUGCUGCGUUCAGACCCGGCCGCGCGCCCCACCAUCGAGGAGCUGCUGAGCGAUGAGUUCUUCACGACGGGCUACAUCCCCUCCCGGCUGCCCACCACCUGCCUCACGGUCCCGCCCAGGUUCUCCGUGGCCCCGAGCGGCUUCGACGCCAGUGGGAGGAAGCCACUCACAGUGGUGAACAAAGGCCCAGAGAGCCCUGCGCUGGAGAAGCUGCCGGAGAAGGAGAAGGAGGAGGAGGAGGCCCGCUGUGACCCGCGUGAGCCUGUGGACUGCCACUUGGCGGACUUGCUGCAGCAGCUGGCGCUCGUCAACUCCUCCAAGCCCUCGGAAAGAUCCCCGGUCAGGCAAGAGGAGGCGGAAGACCCUGCCUGCAUCCCCAUCUUCUGGGUCAGCAAAUGGGUGGACUACUCGGACAAGUAUGGCCUAGGCUACCAGCUGUGCGACAACAGCGUGGGGGUUCUCUUCAACGACUCGACCCGGCUCAUCAUGUACAGCGACGGGGACAGCCUGCAGUACAUCGAGGAGAACGGCUCCGAGUCCUACUUCAGCGUGCGCUCCUACCCAGAAGCCUUCAACAAGAAGAUCACGCUGCUGAAAUACUUCCGGAACUAUAUGAGUGAGCAUUUGCUGAAAGCGGGAGCCAAUAUCACUCCUCGAGAGGGCGACGAGUUGGCACGGCUUCCUUACCUGGGGACCUGGUUCCGCACUCGCAGUGCCAUCAUCCUGCACCUGAGCAAUGGCACCGUGCAGAUCAACUUCUUCCAGGACCACACUAAGGUUAUCCUCUGCCCCCUGAUGGCUGCGGUCACCUACAUCAACGAGAAGCGGGAGUUCCGCACUUACAGGCUGUCCCUGAUCGAGGAGUUUGGCUGCUGCAAGGAGCUGGCCAGCCGCCUCCGCUACGCCCGCACCAUGGUGGAGAAGCUGCUGACCUCCAAGUCCGCUGCUGCCUGUGCAAAGUCCUCCAGCUAGUGCCCGGCUGCAGUGGGCUGUCUUCUAGUCCAGAGCUG